AUGGCUACGCAAUUGAGUCCAUCUGAGAGAUAUCCACUCGAUCCUGCAGGUGUACAGGAAUCCAUCCGAAAUGCCUACAAAGGGAGGCAUUAUAAGGAGUUACCAACUCCAGCGUUAAUUAUGAAAGAACCUGUAAUUGAUUCCAAUAUAAGCACUUUACUUCAAUCCAUUGAUAGUAUCAACAGCCUUUUGGAGAGACCUGUUAAGUAUCGUGCUCAUAUCAAGACUCAUAAGACAAUCGAGGGCACAUUGAAACAAUUGGGUCAUAACCUUCCUGAAUAUGAUGGCCCCAAAUAUGGUUCCAUAGUGGUGAGUACCCUUAGAGAGGCGUACUUGGUAUUGGAUUACCAUGAAAAAAAGAAGACUAAGAUCGUUACAGACAUGGCUUAUGGAUUACCUGCGUGUGUUCCUGACAUUAUUCCUCAGUUAUACGAAAUCUCCAAGAAAGUUGAUCACUUUAGAAUCUUUGUUGAUAACAUUCAACAUAUUGACUUCCUGGAAAAGUUCGCUAAGGAAUUGGGUGAUCCCGAUUUCAAGUGGUCUGUUUUCGUUAAGAUAGAUUGUGGAACCCACAGAGCUGGGGUUUUCCUAGAAGAGGACUUAAUUGCUCUUUUAGAAAGAUUACUGAAGGCAACUGAUUCCAUUGAAUUAUUUGGAUUUUACGCUCAUGCAGGACAUUCAUAUUCUAAAUCGUCUGCAGAGGCUAAUGAAUCUGUGUUGAGAGAAGAAAUUGACCAUGUCAAUAAUGCUUGCAAUACACUUCUUGCAAUUGACGAGGAAUAUCCAGUUUCUAAGUUGAUAUUGAGUGUUGGUGCUUCACCCACCGCAAGGUCUUUCCAAUAUGCUACGAACACUUCUGAACUCUCCCAAUACAUUAAUAACUUACAUGGGACUCUAGAAUUGCAUGCAGGUAACUUAAUGAUUUCUGACUUGCAACAGGUUUCUACAGGUGCGAUUACAGAGCAUAAUAUUUCCUCUUUUGUUUUAGGUACUGUCAUAUCGCAAUACCCAAAGAGAGGCAAUUCAAUUGGGGAAAUGUUAACGAACACUGGUGUUUUAUCAAUGACAAAAGAAGUUUCCCACAAAUUCCCGGGCUAUGGUUUGUUGCCUGAACACCCAGAGUAUGGACAGUGGUUUUUACAAAGACUCUCCCAAGAACAUGGUAUUUUGCAGCCGCUAGAUGACGAUUGCAAAAUGAUACCUCACGGUACAAAAGUUGAAAUACUAAUGCAACACGUAUGUAUCACCAUGGCAUGUUUCGGUCACUAUUUUGUGGUGAAUGAUGAAGGCAUAAUUACUGAUGUCUGGAUUCCAUGUAGAGGCUGGUAA
Messenger RNA from Kluyveromyces lactis, 1329 nucleotides. It is a transcript of the gene DSD1, whose product is annotated as D-serine ammonia-lyase DSD1. Gene Ontology annotation, molecular function: D-serine ammonia-lyase activity. Gene Ontology annotation, biological process: D-serine catabolic process. The coding region runs from base 1 to 1329 and encodes 442 amino acids. NCBI's taxonomy places the organism in Eukaryota, Fungi, Ascomycota, Saccharomycetes, Saccharomycetales, Saccharomycetaceae. The record is from RefSeq and is a predicted model, not a curated record. The transcript has a single exon.